Molecule: messenger RNA, 1290 nt
Organism: Neltuma alba
Lineage: Eukaryota; Viridiplantae; Streptophyta; Magnoliopsida; Fabales; Fabaceae
Product: staphylococcal-like nuclease CAN1
Exons: 11
Coding region: 1-1290 (429 amino acids)
Cellular component (GO): cytoplasm
Source: RefSeq, a predicted model, not a curated record
AUGGGCCCUCGACAACCGACUAGUCCUGACGCCCCCAAUCGAAUAGGCCCGAAAGGAAACCUGCCUUUGGCAGUACCCCAGGGGAGGGAGCUACCACCGGAGAUUCUUUACAAUCUCCUUACCAGGGAUCGAACCCAGGUAAGGAGGAUUGUGGCGCAGUUGCCUACCCAACUGCGCCAACCCCCGUUGCAGGACGUAAUUCGCAAGGACCUAAUUAGGGAGUUGAUAUUAGUCAUAUCCUCCCACGGUUCAUAUUUUUCAUUCAUCUUCCUCUCAAUUUCCUCUCAAUGCCCUUCAUCCGACGCCGUCCUUGUCCUCGGCCAAGACCUCUUUCGAUUUUAUCACACUUGUCAGAUUUCUGAAGGAUUAAGAAAACAUGUUUCAUCAUCGAAGGCAACUCAGAUUAUCUGGUUUAGAAAAUUGAUAGAUGCAUGGAAAAAAUCUGGACAAGUUCCUCAGACUCCUAAAGAAGUGUCUCAGUACAUCAUUAAAGCCCUCCAAGAACAUCCAAGGGCCGAAAUUGAGGAACUGUUGAGUUUCUAUGGUCUUCCUCUGCCACACACCAUAGUAGAUGCAAACAGCAAGGCCACUAAAUCCUUACCAAAAGGAGUCAAACUUGAACUGCAUACCUUGCCUGUUGAUUCAAGAGCAGUGGCUGAUGGUGAUACCAUAACUGUUUAUGUUCGGGCAUUAGACCCUCAAGAAAUUUCUUGUGUCCCUAGUCAUGUGCUUGAAGCAAAUGUUAAAAGAAAUGAAGCUCGAAUCUUGAGGAAUUAUGCAGAGGCCAAUGUCCUUCAUCAAGAAAUCAUCAAUUCUGGGUACCGUGUGAUUAGGAUUCAAAAUGAGGAAGUUCUUGCACGCAAGUAUAGAAUACGUUUAAGGGGUAUUGAUGCGCCAGAAAGUGAAAUGCCAUACGGUAAAGAAGCAACAGAAGAAUUGACUAGGAUUGUUCAAGGAAAAUCUCUAAGGAUUCUUAUUUACGAAAUAGACUGUUAUGGACGUUUUGUCGGAGAUAUCUACUGCGAUAAUAUCUUCGUUCAGGAAUUGAUGCUGAAGAAAGGAUUUGCAUGGUAUUACUCUCACUAUGAUAAGAGAACAGAAUUAAAAAAUUGGGAAGAAGAAGCAAGAGCAAAGCAAGCUGGAUUAUGGGCUUCUCCUGAUCCUGAGGAGCCAUGGGAAUGGAGAAAGAAUCAGCGGAAUAAUGCAGCCUGUGCCGCCGUUUCGCAUCGCAGAGAUAGAAAAUCACCUCGGAAUGUUCCUCCCAGACUACAAAGAAUCCCCAACUCCUAA